Molecule: messenger RNA, 1512 nt
Organism: Nerophis lumbriciformis (worm pipefish)
Lineage: Eukaryota; Metazoa; Chordata; Actinopteri; Syngnathiformes; Syngnathidae
Source: RefSeq, a predicted model, not a curated record
AUGCUGAAUAAGGGAAAGGUGACAGAAGAUAUUGAAUUGAAGCUUUUUAAGGACGUGUUUGAGCCUAAUUUGACCAACGGAGUGAAUUCGGCAGGGUGGAACGCACACUCAGAGACACGCUCCCCUUUAGUCAGUGUAAGGAACAAGAUCAAUCAGUUUGAGGCCCUGACGCAGAAACCCCAGGGUUUUGGUAAGAGCAUGAUGCCCCGACGGACCAUUUCUGUGCCCACCAGACUCAACACAGCCCAUGAUUGCUUUAUGAGUGAGUCGGAAAACGCAAGUGGAGUUACAAGUGAAAAGUGCAUGGAAUUGAAAGGCUUCAAGGAGACAAGUAGAAAAGCUGAUGAUAAAGCAGUCUCACUGCUGGACAGUACCUCUCCACUCACACGGACUGAAAAACCACAAGCAGCCAAAACCCCCGAAGCAGACCUUUCAACCCCCGCAAAUCCCUUCACUACCACUUCCCACAGCAAGCUCUUUCCAAAUAUCACUGACGGGGAGUCAAAAGGGAAGAAACACAUGUUGGACCUAGAUGCUUGGGUUGCUGGCUGGAAGGCCUGGAAGCAGGAUGAUUCUUUCGAGGAUCAUGAUGACGACAGUACACAGAAGGAUGAUGAUUCGUACGAUUCAGACUCUGGAGAGUCCUCAGUGACUAUCACCAGCAACAUGAGCGUGUCGGAUCGUAGGAGCUUCUCUCUCAGCCUGGCAGAAUUAUGUUACUUCACUGGAGCUGAGUCUGAGUCAGAGAAUGACAGUGACGAAAACCCAGUGAUGGACAGGAGGUCAGCUUCGCUAAGCUCUGAAGUGUCGGCACUGUCCUAUGUGUCUUUGUUGCCCAGUGAAGAGCUUGAAAAGCUGCUGGAGGAUGUCAGAAGUCUGGGAGAAAGCAAUCUGCAGGAAGAUUUGAAUGUGGUUGUCCUCCACAAGGAGAUGGCUGUUGGCCUAGGCUUCAGUAUAGCAGGAGGGGUCGACCAGAACAAACCAGUCGUUGUCCACAAGGUGUUUCCCACCGGUGUGGCAGCGCAAGAAGGCUCCAUUCGAGAAGGCGACCAGGUCCUAUCCAUUAACGGCACUUCACUUGGGGGUCACACUCACUGGGAGGCUAUGAGGGUCCUGAGGCGGGCCAAGACUCGAGAGAUGGGAGUGGUAGUGCUGAGGAAGGGUGACCUUAUGAACAUCUCUAAGGGGAAAGAGGGCCAGAAAGAGGGAUCAACACUAACUCAGACUUCAGAAACUGGUCAAUGUAUACGUGUGCUUCUGGAGAAGAAAAGCCGUGAUCUAGGCUUCAGCCUGGAGGGUGGAGUCGGUCUGGGUGACAAACCACUCACCAUACAGAAGAUAUUCCAAGGGGGUCCAGUGGACAAGAUUAGUCCUGGUGACCAGGUGAUGGAAAUUGAAGGUAUGAGCACGGUGGGGAUGAGGCGUCUGGAGGCCUGGACUUUGAUCCGAAGACUCCCUUCCGGACCAGUGGAUGUGGUAAUACGCCGGCCCCGUAAAGCCUCUGAACCAUAA